Caenorhabditis auriculariae is the source of this 13552-nucleotide messenger RNA. The record is from the annotation of a GenBank genome assembly. Lineage: Eukaryota; Metazoa; Nematoda; Chromadorea; Rhabditida; Rhabditidae.
AUGAACACUGGCUCUGAUGAACCUCAUGAGGACCACGAUCACGCCGAAGUUGACCAUUCCGAGAAGGCCGGAGCUGAAGAACAACAUCAUGAAGUUUCGGUUCAGCCAGCAGAAAGCUCCGUGCUGAACACUGGCUCUGAUGAUCCUCAUGAGGACCACGAUCACGCCGAAGUUGACCAUUCCGAGAAGGUCGGAGCUGAAGAACAACAUCACGAAGUUUCGGCUCAGCCAGCAGAAAGCUCCGUGCUGAACACUGGCUCAGAUGAACCUCAUGCGGACCACGACCACGCCGAAGUUGACCAUUCCAUGAAGGCCGAAGCUGAAGAAGAACAUCAUGAAGUUUCGGCUCAGCCAGCAGAAAGCUCCUUGCCGAUCACUGGCUCUGAUGAACCUCAGGAGGACCGCGACCACGCCGAAGUUGAACAUUCCGAGAAGGUCGAAGCUGAGAAAGAACAUCACGAAGUUUCGGCUGAGCCAGCAGAAAGCUCCUUGCCGAACACUGGCUCUGAUGAACCUCACGAGGACCGCGACCACGCCGAAGUUGAACAUUCCGAGAAGGUCGAAGCUGAAGAAGAACAUCACGAAGUUUCGGCUCAGCCAGCAGAAAGCUCCGUGCUGAACACUGGCUCUGAUGAACCUCAUGAGGACCACGAUCACGCCGAAGUUGACCAUUCCGAGAAGGCCGAAGCUGUGGAAGAACAUCACGAAGUUUCGGCUCAGCCAGCAGAAAGCUCCGUGCUGAACACUGGCUCUGAUGAACCUCAAGCGGACCAUGGACACGCCGCGAAUGAUCAUUCCGAGAAGGCCGAAGCUGAAAAAGAACAUCACGAAGUUUCGGCUCAGCCAGCAGAAAGCUCCGUGCUGAACACUGGCUCAGAUGAACCUCAUGCGGACCAUGGACACGCCGAGAAUGAUCAUUCCGAGAAGGCCGGAGCUGAAGAAGAACAUCAUGAAGUUUCAGUUCAGCCAGCAGAAAGCUCUGUGCUGAACACUCGUUCUGCUGAACCCCAUGAGGACCACGACCACGCCGAAGUGGACCAUUCCGAGAAGGCCGAAGCUGAAAAAGAACAUUAUGAAGUUUCGGCUCAGCCAGCAGAAAGCUCCUUGCCGAACACUGGCUCAGAUGAACCUCAUGCGGACCAUGGACACGCCGAGAAUGAUCAUUCCGAGAAGGCCGAAGCUGAAGAAGAACAUCAUGAAGUUUCGGCUCAGCCAGCAGAAAGCUCCGUGAUGAACACUGGCUCUGAUGAACCUCAUGAGGACCACGAUCACGCCGAAGUUGACCAUUCCGAGAAGGCCGGAGCUGAAGAAGAACAUCACGAAGUUUCGGCUCAGCCAGCAGAAAGCUCCGUGAUGAACACUGGCUCUGAUGAACCUCAUGAGGACCACGAUCACGCCGAAGUUGACCAUUCCGAGAAGGCCGGAGCUGAAGAACAACAUCAUGAAGUUUCGGUUCAGCCAGCAGAAAGCUCCGUGCUGAACACAGGUUCUGAUGAACCUCAUGCGGACCAUGAACACGCCGAGAAUGAUCAUUCCGAGAAGGCCGGAGCUGAAGAAGAACAUCACGAAGUUUCGGCUCAGCCAGCAGAAAGCUCCGUGAUGAACACUGGCUCUGAUGAACCUCAUGAGGACCACGAUCACGCCGAAGUUGACCAUUCCGAGAAGGUCGGAGCUGAAGAACAACAUCACGAAGUUUCGGCUCAGCCAGCAGAAAGCUCCGUGCUGAACACUGGCUCAGAUGAACCUCAUGCGGACCACGACCACGCCGAAGUUGACCAUUCCAUGAAGGCCGAAGCUGAAGAAGAACAUCAUGAAGUUUCGGCUCAGCCAGCAGAAAGCUCCUUGCCGAUCACUGGCUCUGAUGAACCUCAGGAGGACCGCGACCACGCCGAAGUUGAACAUUCCGAGAAGGUCGAAGCUGAGAAAGAACAUCACGAAGUUUCGGCUGAGCCAGCAGAAAGCUCCUUGCCGAACACUGGCUCUGAUGAACCUCACGAGGACCGCGACCACGCCGAAGUUGAACAUUCCGAGAAGGUCGAAGCUGAAGAAGAACAUCACGAAGUUUCGGCUCAGCCAGCAGAAAGCUCCGUGCUGAACACUGGCUCUGAUGAACCUCAUGAGGACCACGAUCACGCCGAAGUUGACCAUUCCGAGAAGGCCGAAGCUGUGGAAGAACAUCACGAAGUUUCGGCUCAGCCAGCAGAAAGCUCCGUGCUGAACACUGGCUCUGAUGAACCUCAAGCGGACCAUGGACACGCCGCGAAUGAUCAUUCCGAGAAGGCCGAAGCUGAAAAAGAACAUCACGAAGUUUCGGCUCAGCCAGCAGAAAGCUCCGUGCUGAACACUGGCUCAGAUGAACCUCAUGCGGACCAUGGACACGCCGAGAAUGAUCAUUCCGAGAAGGCCGGAGCUGAAAAAGAACAUCACGGAUUUUCGGCUCAGCCAGCAGAAAGCUCCGUGCUGAACACUGGCUCUGAUAAACCUCAUGAGGACCACGAUCACGCCGAAGUUGACCAUUCCGAGAAGGCCGGAGCUGAAGAAGAACAUCAUGAAGUUUCAGUUCAGCCAGCAGAAAGCUCUGUGCUGAACACUCGUUCUGCUGAACCCCAUGAGGACCACGACCACGCCGAAGUGGACCAUUCCGAGAAGGCCGAAGCUGAAAAAGAACAUUAUGAAGUUUCGGCUCAGCCAGCAGAAAGCUCCUUGCCGAACACUGGCUCAGAUGAACCUCAUGCGGACCAUGGACACGCCGAGAAUGAUCAUUCCGAGAAGGCCGGAGCUGAAAAAGAACAUCACGGAUUUUCGGCUCAGCCAGCAGAAAGCUCCGUGCUGAACACUGGCUCUGAUGAACCUCAUGAGGACCACGAUCACGCCGAAGUUGACCAUUCCGAGAAGGCCGGAGCUGAAGAAGAACAUCAUGAAGUUUCAGUUCAGCCAGCAGAAAGCUCUGUGCUGAAUACUCGUUCUGCUGAACCCCAUGAGGACCACGACCACGCCGAAGUUGAACAUUCCGAGAAGGUCGAAGCUGAAAAAGAACAUCACGAAGUUUCGGCUCAGCCAGCAGAAAGCUCCGUGCUGAACACAGGUUCUGAUGAACCUGACGAGGACCACGACCACGCCGAAGUUGAACAUUCCGAGAAGGCCGAAGCUGAGGAAGAACAUCACGAAGUUUCGGCUCAGCCAGCAGAAAGCUCUGUGCUGAACACAGGUUCUGAUGAACCUGACGAGGACCACGACCACGCCGAAGUUGAACAUUCCGAGAAGGCCGGAGCUGAAGAAGAACAUCACGAAGUUUCGGCUCAGCCAGCAGAAAGCUCCGUGAUGAACACUGGCUCAGAUGAACCUCAUGCGGACCAUGGACACGCCGAGAAUGAUCAUUCCGAGAAGGCCGGAGCUGAAGAAGAACAUCACGAAGUUUCGGCUCAGCCAGCAGAAAGCUCUGUGCUGAACACAGGUUCUGAUGAACCUGACGAGGACCACGACCACGCCGAAGUUGAACAUUCCGAGAAGGCCGAAGCUGAGGAAGAACAUCACGAAGUUUCGGCUCAGCCAGCAGAAAGCUCUGUGCUGAACACAGGUUCUGAUGAACCUCAAGCGGACCAUGGACACGCCGCGAAUGAUCAUUCCGAGAAGGCCGAAGCUGAAAAAAAGAACAUCACGAAGUUUCGGCUCAGCCAGCAGAAAGCUCUGUGCUGAACACAGGUUCUGAUGAACCUGACGAGGACCACGACCACGCCGAAGUUGAACAUUCCGAGAAGGCCGAAGCUGAGGAAGAACAUCACGAAGUUUCGGCUCAGCCAGCAGAAAGCUCUGUGCUGAACACAGGUUCUGAUGAACCUGACGAGGACCACGACCACGCCGAAGUUGAACAUUCCGAGAAGGCCGGAGCUGAAGAAGAACAUCACGAAGUUUCGGCUCAGCCAGCAGAAAGCUCUGUGCUGAACACAGGUUCUGAUGAACCUGACGAGGACCACGACCACGCCGAAGUUGAACAUUCCGAGAAGGCCGAAGCUGAGGAAGAACAUCACGAAGUUUCGGCUCAGCCAGCAGAAAGCUCUGUGCUGAACACAGGUUCUGAUGAACCUCAAGCGGACCAUGGACACGCCGCGAAUGAUCAUUCCGAGAAGGCCGAAGCUGAAAAAAAGAACAUCACGAAGUUUCGGCUCAGCCAGCAGAAAGCUCUGUGCUGAACACAGGUUCUGAUGAACCUGACGAGGACCACGACCACGCCGAAGUUGAACAUUCCGAGAAGGCCGAAGCUGAGGAAGAACAUCACGAAGUUUCGGCUCAGCCAGCAGAAAGCUCUGUGCUGAACACAGGUUCUGAUGAACCUGACGAGGACCACGACCACGCCGAAGUUGAACAUUCCGAGAAGGCCGGAGCUGAAGAAGAACAUCACGAAGUUUCGGCUCAGCCAGCAGAAAGCUCCGUGAUGAACACUGGCUCAGAUGAACCUCAUGCGGACCAUGGACACGCCGAGAAUGAUCAUUCCGAGAAGGCCGAAGCUGAGGAAGAACAUCACGAAGUUUCGGCUCAGCCAGCAGAAAGCUCUGUGCUGAACACAGGUUCUGAUGAACCUGACGAGGACCACGACCACGCCGAAGUUGAACAUUCCGAGAAGGCCGAAGCUGAGGAAGAACAUCACGAAGUUUCGGCUCAGCCAGCAGAAAGCUCUGUGCUGAACACAGGUUCUGAUGAACCUGACGAGGACCACGACCACGCCGAAGUUGAACAUUCCGAGAAGGCCGGAGCUGAAGAAGAACAUCACGAAGUUUCGGCUCAGCCAGCAGAAAGCUCUGUGCUGAACACAGGUUCUGAUGAACCUGACGAGGACCACGACCACGCCGAAGUUGAACAUUCCGAGAAGGCCGGAGCUGAAGAAGAACAUCACGAAGUUUCGGCUCAGCCAGCAGAAAGCUCUGUGCUGAACACAGGUUCUGAUGAACCUGACGAGGACCACGACCACGCCGAAGUUGAACAUUCCGAGAAGGCCGAAGCUGAGGAAGAACAUCACGGAGUUUCGGCUCAGCCAGCAGAAAGCUCUGUGCUGAACACAGGUUCUGAUGAACCUGACGAGGACCACGACCACGCCGAAGUUGAACAUUCCGAGAAGGCCGAAGCUGAGGAAGAACAUCACGAAGUUUCGGCUCAGCCAGCAGAAAGCUCUGUGCUGAACACAGGUUCUGAUGAACCUGACGAGGACCACGACCACGCCGAAGUUGAACAUUCCGAGAAGGCCGGAGCUGAAGAAGAACAUCACGAAGUUUCGGCUCAGCCAGCAGAAAGCUCUGUGCUGAACACAGGUUCUGAUGAACCUGACGAGGACCACGACCACGCCGAAGUUGAACAUUCCGAGAAGGUCGAAGCUGAAAAAAAGAACAUCACGAAGUUUCGGCUCAGCCAGCAGAAAGCUCCGUGCUGAACACAGGUUCUGAUGAACCUGACGAGGACCACGACCACGCCGAAGUUGAACAUUCCGAGAAGGCCGAAGCUGAGGAAGAACAUCACGAAGUUUCGGCUCAGCCAGCAGAAAGCUCUGUGCUGAACACAGGUUCUGAUGAACCUGACGAGGACCACGACCACGCCGAAGUUGAACAUUCCGAGAAGGCCGGAGCUGAAGAAGAACAUCACGAAGUUUCGGCUCAGCCAGCAGAAAGCUCUGUGCUGAACACAGGUUCUGAUGAACCUGACGAGGACCACGACCACGCCGAAGUUGAACAUUCCGAGAAGGUCGAAGCUGAAAAAGAACAUCACGAAGUUUCGGCUCAGCCAGCAGAAAGCUCCGUGCUGAACACAGGUUCUGAUGAACCUGACGAGGACCACGACCACGCCGAAGUUGAACAUUCCGAGAAGGCCGAAGCUGAGGAAGAACAUCACGAAGUUUCGGCUCAGCCAGCAGAAAGCUCUGUGCUGAACACAGGUUCUGAUGAACCUGACGAGGACCACGACCACGCCGAAGUUGAACAUUCCGAGAAGGCCGGAGCUGAAGAAGAACAUCACGAAGUUUCGGCUCAGCCAGCAGAAAGCUCCGUGAUGAACACUGGCUCAGAUGAACCUCAUGCGGACCAUGGACACGCCGAGAAUGAUCAUUCCGAGAAGGCCGGAGCUGAAGAAGAACAUCACGAAGUUUCGGCUCAGCCAGCAGAAAGCUCUGUGCUGAACACAGGUUCUGAUGAACCUGACGAGGACCACGACCACGCCGAAGUUGAACAUUCCGAGAAGGCCGAAGCUGAGGAAGAACAUCACGAAGUUUCGGCUCAGCCAGCAGAAAGCUCUGUGCUGAACACAGGUUCUGAUGAACCUCAAGCGGACCAUGGACACGCCGCGAAUGAUCAUUCCGAGAAGGCCGAAGCUGAAAAAGAACAUCACGAAGUUUCGGCUCAGCCAGCAGAAAGCUCUGUGCUGAACACAGGUUCUGAUGAACCUGACGAGGACCACGACCACGCCGAAGUUGAACAUUCCGAGAAGGCCGAAGCUGAGGAAGAACAUCACGAAGUUUCGGCUCAGCCAGCAGAAAGCUCUGUGCUGAACACAGGUUCUGAUGAACCUGACGAGGACCACGACCACGCCGAAGUUGAACAUUCCGAGAAGGCCGGAGCUGAAGAAGAACAUCACGAAGUUUCGGCUCAGCCAGCAGAAAGCUCCGUGAUGAACACUGGCUCAGAUGAACCUCAUGCGGACCAUGGACACGCCGAGAAUGAUCAUUCCGAGAAGGCCGAAGCUGAGGAAGAACAUCACGAAGUUUCGGCUCAGCCAGCAGAAAGCUCUGUGCUGAACACAGGUUCUGAUGAACCUGACGAGGACCACGACCACGCCGAAGUUGAACAUUCCGAGAAGGCCGAAGCUGAGGAAGAACAUCACGAAGUUUCGGCUCAGCCAGCAGAAAGCUCUGUGCUGAACACAGGUUCUGAUGAACCUGACGAGGACCACGACCACGCCGAAGUUGAACAUUCCGAGAAGGCCGGAGCUGAAGAAGAACAUCACGAAGUUUCGGCUCAGCCAGCAGAAAGCUCUGUGCUGAACACAGGUUCUGAUGAACCUGACGAGGACCACGACCACGCCGAAGUUGAACAUUCCGAGAAGGCCGGAGCUGAAGAAGAACAUCACGAAGUUUCGGCUCAGCCAGCAGAAAGCUCUGUGCUGAACACAGGUUCUGAUGAACCUGACGAGGGACCACGACCACGCCGAAGUUGAACAUUCCGAGAAGGCCGAAGCUGAGGAAGAACAUCACGGAGUUUCGGCUCAGCCAGCAGAAAGCUCUGUGCUGAACACAGGUUCUGAUGAACCUGACGAGGACCACGACCACGCCGAAGUUGAACAUUCCGAGAAGGCCGAAGCUGAGGAAGAACAUCACGAAGUUUCGGCUCAGCCAGCAGAAAGCUCUGUGCUGAACACAGGUUCUGAUGAACCUGACGAGGACCACGACCACGCCGAAGUUGAACAUUCCGAGAAGGCCGGAGCUGAAGAAGAACAUCACGAAGUUUCGGCUCAGCCAGCAGAAAGCUCCGUGCUGAACACUGGCUCAGAUGAACCUCAUGCGGACCAUGGACACGCCGAGAAUGAUCAUUCCGAGAAGGCCGGAGCUGAAGAAGAACGUCACGAAGUUUCGGCUCAGCCAGCAGAAAGCUCCGUGAUGAACACUGGCUCUGAUGAACCUCAUGAGGACCACGAUCACGCCGAAGUUGACCAUUCCGAGAAGGCCGGAGCUGAAGAAGAACAUCACGAAGUUUCGGCUCAGCCAGCAGAAAGCUCCGUGAUGAACACUGGCUCUGAUGAACCUCAUGAGGACCACGAUCACGCCGAAGUUGACCAUUCCGAGAAGGCCGGAGCUGAAGAACAACAUCAUGAAGUUUCGGUUCAGCCAGCAGAAAGCUCCGUGCUGAACACAGGUUCUGAUGAACCUCAUGCGGACCAUGAACACGCCGAGAAUGAUCAUUCCGAGAAGGCCAGAGCUGAAGAAGAACAUCACGAAGUUUCGGCUCAGCCAGCAGAAAGCUCCGUGAUGAACACUGGCUCUGAUGAACCUCAUGAGGACCACGAUCACGCCGAAGUUGACCAUUCCGAGAAGGCCGGAGCUGAAGAACAACAUCAUGAAGUUUCGGUUCAGCCAGCAGAAAGCUCCGUGCUGAACACUGGCUCUGAUGAUCCUCAUGAGGACCACGAUCACGCCGAAGUUGACCAUUCCGAGAAGGUCGGAGCUGAAGAUCAACAUCACGAAGUUUCGGCUCAGCCAGCAGAAAGCUCCGUGCUGAACACUGGCUCAGAUGAACCUCAUGCGGACCACGACCACGCCGAAGUUGACCAUUCCAUGAAGGCCGAAGCUGAAGAAGAACAUCAUGAAGUUUCGGCUCAGCCAGCAGAAAGCUCCUUGCCGAUCACUGGCUCUGAUGAACCUCAGGAGGACCGCGACCACGCCGAAGUUGAACAUUCCGAGAAGGUCGAAGCUGAGAAAAGAACAUCACGAAGUUUCGGCUGAGCCAGCAGAAAGCUCCUUGCCGAACACUGGCUCUGAUGAACCUCACGAGGACCGCGACCACGCCGAAGUUGAACAUUCCGAGAAGGUCGAAGCUGAAGAAGAACAUCACGAAGUUUCGGCUCAGCCAGCAGAAAGCUCCGUGCUGAACACUGGCUCUGAUGAACCUCAUGAGGACCACGAUCACGCCGAAGUUGACCAUUCCGAGAAGGCCGAAGCUGUGGAAGAACAUCACGAAGUUUCGGCUCAGCCAGCAGAAAGCUCCGUGCUGAACACUGGCUCUGAUGAACCUCAAGCGGACCAUGGACACGCCGCGAAUGAUCAUUCCGAGAAGGCCGAAGCUGAAAAAGAACAUCACGAAGUUUCGGCUCAGCCAGCAGAAAGCUCCGUGCUGAACACUGGCUCUGAUGAACCUCAUGAGGACCACGAUCACGCCGAAGUUGAACAUUCCGAGAAGGUCGAAGCUGAAGAAGAACAUCAUGAAGUUUCAGUUCUGCCAGCAGAAAGCUCUGUGCUGAAUACUCGUUCUGCUGAACCCCAUGAGGACCACGACCACGCCGAAGUUGAACAUUCCGAGAAGGUCGAAGCUGAAAAAGAACAUCACGAAGUUUCGGCUCAGCCAGCAGAAAGCUCCGUGCUGAACACUGGCUCUGAUGAACCUCAUGAGGACCGCGAUCACGCCGAAGUUGAACAUUCCGAGAAGGCCGAAGCUGAGGAAGAACAUCACGGAGUUUCGGCUCAGCCAGCAGAAAGCUCUGUGCUGAACACAGGUUCUGAUGAACCUGACGAGGGACCACGACCACGCCGAAGUUGAACAUUCCGAGAAGGCCGAAGCUGAGGAAGAACAUCACGAAGUUUCGGCUCAGCCAGCAGAAAGCUCUGUGCUGAACACAGGUUCUGAUGAACCUGACGAGGACCACGACCACGCCGAAGUUGAACAUUCCGAGAAGGCCGGAGCUGAAGAAGAACAUCACGAAGUUUCGGCUCAGCCAGCAGAAAGCUCCGUGAUGAACACUGGCUCAGAUGAACCUCAUGCGGACCAUGGACACGCCGAGAAUGAUCAUUCCGAGAAGGCCGGAGCUGAAGAAGAACAUCACGAAGUUUCGGCUCAGCCAGCAGAAAGCUCUGUGCUGAACACAGGUUCUGAUGAACCUGACGAGGACCACGACCACGCCGAAGUUGAACAUUCCGAGAAGGCCGAAGCUGAGGAAGAACAUCACGAAGUUUCGGCUCAGCCAGCAGAAAGCUCUGUGCUGAACACAGGUUCUGAUGAACCUCAAGCGGACCAUGGACACGCCGCGAAUGAUCAUUCCGAGAAGGCCGAAGCUGAAAAAGAACAUCACGAAGUUUCGGCUCAGCCAGCAGAAAGCUCCGUGCUGAACACUGGCUCAGAUGAACCUCAUGCGGACCAUGGACACGCCGAGAAUGAUCAUUCCGAGAAGGCCGGAGCUGAAGAAGAACAUCACGAAGUUUCGGCUCAGCCAGCAGAAAGCUCCGUGAUGAACACUGGCUCUGAUGAACCUCAUGUGGACCAUGAACACGCCGAGAAUGAUCAUUCCGAGAAGGCCGGAGCUGAAGAAGAACAUCACGAAGUUUCGGCUCAGCCAGCAGAAAGCUCCGUGAUGAACACUGGCUCUGAUGAACCUCAUGAGGACCACGAUCACGCCGAAGUUGACCAUUCCGAGAAGGCCGGAGCUGAAGAAGAACAUCACGAAGUUUCGGCUCAGCCAGCAGAAAGCUCCGUGCUGAACACUGGCUCUGAUGAACCUCAUGAGGACCACGAUCACGCCGAAGUUGACCAUUCCGAGAAGGCCGGAGCUGAAGAACAACAUCAUGAAGUUUCGGUUCAGCCAGCAGAAAGCUCCGUGCUGAACACUGGCUCUGAUGAUCCUCAUGAGGACCACGAUCACGCCGAAGUUGACCAUUCCGAGAAGGUCGGAGCUGAAGAUCAACAUCACGAAGUUUCGGCUCAGCCAGCAGAAAGCUCCGUGCUGAACACUGGCUCAGAUGAACCUCAUGCGGACCACGACCACGCCGAAGUUGACCAUUCCAUGAAGGCCGAAGCUGAAGAACAACAUCAUGAAGUUUCGGUUCAGCCAGCAGAAAGCUCCGUGCUGAACACUGGCUCUGAUGAUCCUCAUGAGGACCACGAUCACGCCGAAGUUGACCAUUCCGAGAAGGUCGGAGCUGAAGAACAACAUCAUGAAGUUUCGGUUCAGCCAGCAGAAAGCUCCGUGCUGAACACUGGCUCUGAUGAUCCUCAUGAGGACCACGAUCACGCCGAAGUUGACCAUUCCGAGAAGGUCGGAGCUGAAGAUCAACAUCACGAAGUUUCGGCUCAGCCAGCAGAAAGCUCCGUGCUGAACACUGGCUCAGAUGAACCUCAUGCGGACCACGACCACGCCGAAGUUGACCAUUCCAUGAAGGCCGAAGCUGAAGAAGAACAUCAUGAAGUUUCGGCUCAGCCAGCAGAAAGCUCCUUGCCGAUCACUGGCUCUGAUGAACCUCAUGAGGACCACGAUCACGCCGAAGUUGAACAUUCCGAGAAGGUCGAAGCUGAGAAAGAACAUCACGAAGUUUCGGCUGAGCCAGCAGAAAGCUCCUUGCCGAACACUGGCUCUGAUGAACCUCACGAGGACCGCGACCACGCCGAAGUUGAACAUUCCGAGAAGGUCGAAGCUGAAGAAGAACAUCACGAUGUUUCGGCUCAGCCAGCAGAAAGCUCCGUGCUGAACACUGGCUCUGAUGAACCUCAUGAGGGACCACGAUCACGCCGAAGUUGACCAUUCCGAGAAGGCCGAAGCUGUGGAAGAACAUCACGAAGUUUCGGCUCAGCCAGCAGAAAGCUCCGUGCUGAACACUGGCUCUGAUGAACCUCAAGCGGACCAUGGACACGCCGCGAAUGAUCAUUCCGAGAAGGCCGAAGCUGAAAAAGAACAUCACGAAGUUUCGGCUCAGCCAGCAGAAAGCUCCGUGCUGAACACUGGCUCUGAUGAACCUCAUGAGGACCACGAUCACGCCGAAGUUGAACAUUCCGAGAAGGUCGAAGCUGAAGAAGAACAUCAUGAAGUUUCAGUUCUGCCAGCAGAAAGCUCUGUGCUGAAUACUCGUUCUGCUGAACCCCAUGAGGACCACGACCACGCCGAAGUUGAACAUUCCGAGAAGGUCGAAGCUGAAAAAGAACAUCACGAAGUUUCGGCUCAGCCAGCAGAAAGCUCCGUGCUGAACACUGGCUCUGAUGAACCUCAUGAGGACCGCGAUCACGCCGAAGUUGAACAUUCCGAGAAGGCCGAAGCUGAGGAAGAACAUCACGGAGUUUCGGCUCAGCCAGCAGAAAGCUCUGUGCUGAACACAGGUUCUGAUGAACCUGACGAGGACCACGACCACGCCGAAGUUGAACAUUCCGAGAAGGCCGAAGCUGAGGAAGAACAUCACGAAGUUUCGGCUCAGCCAGCAGAAAGCUCUGUGCUGAACACAGGUUCUGAUGAACCUGACGAGGACCACGACCACGCCGAAGUUGAACAUUCCGAGAAGGCCGGAGCUGAAGAAGAACAUCACGAAGUUUCGGCUCAGCCAGCAGAAAAGCUCCGUGAUGAACACUGGCUCAGAUGAACCUCAUGCGGACCAUGGACACGCCGAGAAUGAUCAUUCCGAGAAGGCCGGAGCUGAAGAAGAACAUCACGAAGUUUCGGCUCAGCCAGCAGAAAGCUCUGUGCUGAACACAGGUUCUGAUGAACCUGACGAGGACCACGACCACGCCGAAGUUGAACAUUCCGAGAAGGCCGAAGCUGAGGAAGAACAUCACGAAGUUUCGGCUCAGCCAGCAGAAAGCUCUGUGCUGAACACAGGUUCUGAUGAACCUCAAGCGGACCAUGGACACGCCGCGAAUGAUCAUUCCGAGAAGGCCGAAGCUGAAAAAGAACAUCACGAAGUUUCGGCUCAGCCAGCAGAAAGCUCCGUGCUGAACACUGGCUCAGAUGAACCUCAUGCGGACCAUGGACACGCCGAGAAUGAUCAUUCCGAGAAGGCCGGAGCUGAAGAAGAACAUCACGAAGUUUCGGCUCAGCCAGCAGAAAGCUCCGUGAUGAACACUGGCUCUGAUGAACCUCAUGCGGACCAUGAACACGCCGAGAAUGAUCAUUCCGAGAAGGCCGGAGCUGAAGAAGAACAUCACGAAGUUUCGGCUCAGCCAGCAGAAAGCUCCGUGAUGAACACUGGCUCUGAUGAACCUCAUGAGGGACCACGAUCACGCCGAAGUUGACCAUUCCGAGAAGGCCGGAGCUGAAGAACAACAUCAUGAAGUUUCGGUUCAGCCAGCAGAAAAGCUCCGUGCUGAACACUGGCUCUGAUGAUCCUCAUGAGGGACCACGAUCACGCCGAAGUUGACCAUUCCGAGAAGGUCGGAGCUGAAGAACAACAUCACGAAGUUUCGGCUCAGCCAGCAGAAAGCUCCGUGCUGAACACUGGCUCAGAUGAACCUCAUGCGGACCACGACCACGCCGAAGUUGACCAUUCCAUGAAGGCCGAAGCUGAAGAAGAACAUCAUGAAGUUUCGGCUCAGCCAGCAGAAAGCUCCUUGCCGAUCACUGGCUCUGAUGAACCUCAGGAGGACCGCGACCACGCCGAAGUUGAACAUUCCGAGAAGGUCGAAGCUGAGAAAAGAACAUCACGAAGUUUCGGCUGAGCCAGCAGAAAGCUCCUUGCCGAACACUGGCUCUGAUGAACCUCACGAGGACCGCGACCACGCCGAAGUUGAACAUUCCGAGAAGGUCGAAGCUGAAGAAGAACAUCACGAAGUUUCGGCUCAGCCAGCAGAAAGCUCCGUGCUGAACACUGGCUCUGAUGAACCUCAUGAGGGACCACGAUCACGCCGAAGUUGACCAUUCCGAGAAGGCCGAAGCUGUGGAAGAACAUCACGAAGUUUCGGCUCAGCCAGCAGAAAGCUCCGUGCUGAACACUGGCUCUGAUGAACCUCAAGCGGACCAUGGACACGCCGCGAAUGAUCAUUCCGAGAAGGCCGAAGCUGAAAAAAAGAACAUCACGAAGUUUCGGCUCAGCCAGCAGAAAGCUCCGUGCUGA